AUGUCUCCUAGAGAAUAUAUACCUGGUGAUACUGUGUUUGCCAAAUUGAAGGGCUAUCCUUGGUGGCCUGCAAGGAUUGAAAACGACAAAGAGAUACCUGCCAAGGUCUUGAAGCAAAAGACAAAGUCAAAGGGCUUAUUAUAUACCGUCUUCUUUUACGGCUCCAGAGACUAUGGCUUCUUUGGACCGGAUUGCAUUCGUCCGUUUGAUCGUGAGGCUGUGGAGCGUGAUUUAAAGGACAAGAAAUUCAAGACAAAGGAUUUGGAGAAUGCAGUUCAUCAAGCAUUAGACCCUUCUAUAUUGAGGGCUCAAGAAGAAGCCGAGGCUGCUGCUGCUGCUGCAGAGGAGGAGGAUGAGGACGAGCCAGAGGAGGGCGAUGACGAGGAAGAUAAAGCUGCAGAGGACGAUGAUGAAGAGGAUGAGGAGGAGGAACCAGUGGUGAAGCCCAAGAGAAAAGACCGUAAAAAGCCUGCCUCUUCCGCUGCUGAUAAGAAAAGGAAAGCACCCACAACAAAGAAACGAGCUGCUUCGAAAAAGAACAUAGAGGAUGAAGACGAGGAAGAUGAUGCAGAGGAGAACGAAGCUACAUCAACCCCACCACCAUCAUCCACAGCACAAUCAAAAAAGACAAAGACAACCACAAAGAAGGCUUCCCCAAGCGAAAAGAAGCGGGCUCGAUUAUCAGAGCCUGAAUCAGCGUCAGAGUCUGAUAGAAAGAAACGACGCAAAUCGUUGUCGACUGAGCAAGAGGAGGAUCAUCAUACCAAGAGGGAAUCUUCAACAGUGUCUCGCAAAUCGGAAGAGCCAAAUAGCCACAACUCUGUGGGUCACAUUGAGAAGCAAGAGGAUUUGGACAUGUUCAAAAAGACACCCGAAUAUAAAAAGAUUUAUCAUAUUAGACACAAACUCCAGAAACUGGUGUAUGAAAAGAAGCCGGGAGAGAUUGCAAAAGACGACUUUGCUAGAGUGUCACAAGUUGUCAAGGAAAUCGAGGAUUCACAAAUGACAUAUGAUUUGUUAAGGUAUACCAAGAUUGGCAAGGUGGUUAAAUUUGCUUGUUCUUACGACUAUGGCGACGAUGAACACAAGAUCAAUCAACGCUGUCAGCAGCUGAUGAAGAACUGGAAGUCGUUGAUCAUUCCUGAAACCCGUAGCGCAUCUGUAGAACAGCAUGAACAACAAUCGUAA
Mucor velutinosus is the source of this 1188-nucleotide messenger RNA. RefSeq lists its product as uncharacterized. The record is from RefSeq and is a predicted model, not a curated record. The coding region runs from base 1 to 1188 and encodes 395 amino acids. The transcript is spliced from 6 exons. Lineage: Eukaryota; Fungi; Mucoromycota; Mucoromycetes; Mucorales; Mucoraceae.